Messenger RNA from Ceratitis capitata (Mediterranean fruit fly), 1145 nucleotides. RefSeq names its product odorant receptor 45a-like. Gene Ontology annotation, biological process: sensory perception of smell; detection of chemical stimulus involved in sensory perception of smell. The transcript is spliced from 6 exons. Gene Ontology annotation, cellular component: plasma membrane. The record is from RefSeq and is a predicted model, not a curated record. NCBI's taxonomy places the organism in Eukaryota, Metazoa, Arthropoda, Insecta, Diptera, Tephritidae. Bases 1 to 1128 code for a protein of 375 amino acids. Gene Ontology annotation, molecular function: odorant binding; olfactory receptor activity.
AUGGAUGGAUUGGGAAUUGGUGGUGAUGGUAACUCUGGUAUUAGAGCCGGUGAAAUUGGUGAGAAAACAGAUGCUAAUAGUGAUUCCGAUGUUGGUGCUAAUGUAACAUCCUCGACAAUGGACAAUGCAUUGAUGCAGAAGCCGGAUCAGGCUAUUACAGUGUUAACGGUAUUUCUGCAAGGGGUUCUCUCUGUAUUCAAGAGCGGCAUGUUUGUUCUGAAGAGCGGACGCUUCAUAGAGCUUAUAAGAAAUUUGGAUAUGUUGGCAGAGAAAGAGCAUAGCGCAUGGAGACUUGAGAACGAUUGGCAGCAACGCAUCGUAAGUGUAUAUUACUUUUGCUGUACGUCUACUGGCAUCCUCUACUGUACAGUUCCAGCAUUGGUAUUACUCUAUACACGUUACUUUAGAGAGCAGACAGUAUUUAUAUUGCCGUUUGAAGCUAGCUUUCCAUACGAUACUAAUCAACCUCUCUUUUAUAUCCUCUCCUAUAUCUGGUGUAUAUCCUUCAUUAUAUAUGCUAUACACGCCAUUGUCGCGAUGGACUCCUUAUUUUGUUGGUUCAUCUUUAAUAUUUCCGCACAUUUUCGCAUACUACAGCAGAAACUGACAGAUGUUUCUGUCAGUCCAAACGCCUCCACAGAUCAUGCGAUCUUUCAACAAGAUAUAACGCAGACUUUAUUCUACCACCAGCGUAUUAUCGAGCUUUCGGCGGAAUUCGAUGAGCUUUAUGCGCCCAUUGUUUUCGUAGAAAUCUCAGUCAGUUAUCUCAAGCUUUGUUUCAGCGCUUAUAAUCUCAUUAAUCUUGAUGAUAUAUCCAGUUUGCCAGUGAUUGCUGUAGGGCUCGUCACAAUCACUUUUCAAUUGUGUAUUUAUUGCUUUAGUGGUGAAAAAAUUAAAAAUGCUAGUGAGCAGUUUGCGAACCACAUCUAUUUGUCGUUUCCUUGGGAACGCGUGCCUCCAUCCUUGCGACGUUUACUAUUCGUACCGAUAAUGCGUGCUCAACGUCCAAUGCAUCUAACGGGUUUUCUUUUUAUCGUCGAUCAUAGUUUGUUGGUGUGGAUAUUUAAAACGACCGGUUCCAUUAUUGGUUUCCUUUCCGCGACGAAAAAAGAAAAUACAAAUAUCUAGAUCCAAAGUAGUAAGAA